This is a messenger RNA of Athene cunicularia (burrowing owl), 2568 nucleotides long. It is a transcript of the gene GMCL1, whose product is annotated as germ cell-less, spermatogenesis associated 1. The record is from RefSeq and is a predicted model, not a curated record. The annotation marks the transcript as partial. Gene Ontology annotation, molecular function: protein binding. The transcript is spliced from 13 exons. Gene Ontology annotation, biological process: germ cell development. Lineage: Eukaryota; Metazoa; Chordata; Aves; Strigiformes; Strigidae.
AAGAGUGUGUCUCUGUUUGCCUUUUUGUAUAGGAAAAAAUUGAAAAGCACUUCUAAAUAUAUUUAUCAGACUCUGUUUUUGAAUGGGGAGAACAGUGAUAUCAAAAUUUGUGCUCUGGGAGAGGAGUGGAACUUGCAUAAGAUAUAUUUGUGUCAGUCAGGCUACUUUUCCAGUAUGUUCAGUGGAUCUUGGAAAGAGUCUAACAUGAACAUCAUAGAGCUGGAGAUUCCUGACCAAAAUAUUGAUAUAGAAGCUCUACAGGUGGCUUUUGGCUCGCUGUAUAGAGACGAUGUGUUAAUAAAACCCAGUCGAGUAGUUGCACUUUUAGCAGCAGCCUGCAUGCUGCAGCUUGAUGGCUUAAUCCAGCAAUGUGGUGAAACAAUGAAGGAAACCAUUAAUGCAAAAACUGUGUGUGGUUAUUAUAAUUCAGCGGGGACAUACGGGUUAGACUCCGUGAAGAAAAAGUGCCUUGAAUGGCUCUUGAAUAACCUGAUGACUCACCAGAGUGUUGAACUCUUCAAAGAACUCAGCAUAAACCUCAUGAAACAGCUGAUCAGCUCUUCUAACCUAUUUGUAAUGCAAGUGGAAAUGGAUGUGUACACUGCUCUCAAAAAGUGGAUGUUCCUUCAGCUAGUGCCUUCUUGGAAUGGGUCUUUGAAACAACUCCUAACUGAAGCUGAUGCCUGGUUUGCCAAGCGUAGGAAAGAUUUUGAGAAUGACAUUGCAUUCCUGGAAUCGGAACAGGGGAAUGCGUUCCUGUCGGUGUUCACACACUUGAGGUUACAGUACAUCAUCAGUGACUUGGCAUCAGCCAGAAUUAUUGAGAGAGAUUCCCUAAUACCCUCAGAAUGGCUGUCCUCUGUUUACAAACAGCAGUGGUUUGCCAUGCUCAGAGCAGAACAAGACAAUGAUAUUGGGCCUCAAGAAAUAAAUAAAGAGGAACUGGAAGGAAACAGCAUGAGGUGUGGUCGAAAACUUGCAAAGGACGGUGAUUACUGCUGGCGGUGGACUGGGUUCAACUUUGGCUUUGACCUUCUUGUUACUUACACAAAUCGGUACAUCAUUUUCAAACGGAAUACGCUGAAUCAGCCAUGCAGUGGAUCAGUCAGUCUGCAGCCUCGGAGAAACAUAGCCUUCAGGUUACGUCUGGCCUCCUUUGACAGCAGUGGGAAAAUUAUUUGCAGUCGAACGACGGGAUAUCAGAUCCUGACCCUUGAGAAGGACCAGGAGCAGGUGGUAAUGAACUUGGACAGUAGAUUCCUGAUCUUCCCACUCUAUAUCUGCUGUAACUUCUUGUACACAUCGCCGGAGAAGAAGGCUGAGAGUGAGGCACUGCUGGACAACUCAGAAAGCUGAGGCCCCUUCCGUGGGAUGUAGCAGCGCUCCUGUAACUCCGUCUGCCUGCUUUAACUUAAACGCCCUGCUGACGCACAGAGCUUUGACAGGAGCAAAGGCCUUACACUGUAGCACAUACAUACGGCCUUAGUGUACUUCUAUGCAUAUCUGAAGAGAAGAUCAGAAAUUAUAUAGGCCAAAACUAGUUAUCCCAUAUUUCUUCAUUUCUGUUCUGCAUCUUCAGACAGUAGCCAUUCCGUCUUUCGAGAAAUGUUACCUUUUUUUUUUUUUUUCCUGGGCAAAAACUGAGCCAAAUUUGAAAUAGGGAAUUUGUGUGAACAUCUUACAAGCUUACCUGUCAUAUUCCGAGCACACAGUGUAGGACGUGUGAAUUUUUUUAGUGUGUGGUUUUUGGGGUUUUUUUUAACUGAUCUGUAAAUACCAGAUCAAUAGUGUGCUUUCUUUUGUGGCCCUUUUCCCCCAGGGCCAAAUACAUCUGUGUAAAUUUUGCCUGUCAACUUCUGUUAGUUAUUUAACUGUACAGACUUUCAAACCUGCUUGGUUCUAAGCCUUCAUUGCGUCUCAUGUACACACAUUUCUUUCUUGUUCUUGGGCUUUUUUUAACGUUGCCACAAAUAUUUCUCUUUUUUUAGCAAGUGAAUUUUGCUAAUAAGGAUGCUCAUAAGUGAAUUCUUUUUUUCCAUGUACUCAAAAUGCUCUCAUGUACUCAUUUGAGUCUGUUAUACAGCAGCAGCUUUCAGUUAGGAUUCUACUGAGUGCUCACUAUACUCACACGAACCAAAUACCAGUUUUUAAACAUUGUCUUUUUGUGACUUGUUUUAACUGUUACAUUGGGAAUAUAUCCCGUAUUAGCUCAGGAACUUGUGACCUUUGAGUGCCUUUUGAGUUGUAUGUGUUAACACAAACUUCACAUCAGUUAAGCAAGGUCACAGGAUCCAAAGUAAGAGCUGGGAACAACAGAUUCCGUUUCAGUUGGUUUGACGAAUGAGUCAAGCGUAAGAGGUUCCCCAUACUCGUUCUUUGUAUGUGUUGGGUUUUAUGUUUGUCUAUUGCAAUUUUGAAUUCUUACAGCAAGAUUUUUGGAUUCAAAGUGGGAAUUUUGCCUCUUUAGUAGCCUAUUUUUUUAAUGUUGUCAGAAAAGUAUAAAACCAUUUGUACUUUAUAACAAGGAUAAAAUUAUGUUAGGCAAGAUGGAAAGAUGUGGCAAGUUGU